UAUAAUGGCGUCCUGAGCCGAGCACUGUUGUCACAUUUUGUCAUACAGUGUUUCAAUAUCUCGCUUUGUUUACAUCGCGAUGAUUUCGUGAGCGUGAUAAAAUUGUAAAGAAGUGUGAAAGAGCAAGUAUACUAGUUUAAAGACAAUCGCAUAAAUGCAGAAACAGGAAGAAUCUUGCGAAACAAAGGACACGUAUUUGGAUUGUCCUGGGGGAGACCAGUGACCUUGGGCUUUGGGGACUGUCAUAGCUUUUUCUCGUUUUCGAUGUACUAGAGGCGCGUAAUUUAAACAUUUUCAAAGACGCGUUUUGAUGAAAUCACGCUGCAGGGAUUAACGGCAGAUAGUCUUUUUUGUCGUUAGAAUUUUUGAGUUCUGGACAACGGGAAAAGCGUAAAGAUAGAGCAAAAGAAUGGAAGUCACAGGAGACGAAGAUGCUCAAGCCGUCCUUCUCGAAGGUAUGGAGGGUACCCAGUAUAUAACGAUACAGAGAGCAGAUGGAGAACCUCUUGGAAAAGGUGUCCCGCUCCUCACUCUCAAUGGGGAACUCAUAUCCGAGGCAAUGGUUACGGAUAUGAUUAAUGCUGGUGUCACAUCUGAGUACACUGGAGCGGCCCAAUAUUACGAAGCUGAUGAUCUCCUACCUCAUGACAUGACAGAGGAAGAUAAAAAAUUAGCUGCUGCCUUAGUUGCUGUACAAUUCCAACAACAUCAAAAGCAGCAACAGCUGCAAAAUCAAUCACAGCAUGAAGAUCCCUCACUGACGGAUGUUGGUCACUUGACUACACUUUCAUCUGUGAACGCUUACACCAUACAAUCAAUGGAGGAACCGGAGCAACCUACUGUUUAUCCCAUCCUACAGUUCAAACGUUCUCAGGGAGUCAAACAAGAAUUUAUAAACGUGAAAAGCGAAUACGACAUUGACGUUUCUGCGGACAGCAGUGAAGAUGCAACUGCACCAAAUUCGGGACCCAAAAGACUGUUGCCUCACAAAAAACGCAUUCCUCGAAAGCUCAAGCAGCAAACCAAGAGAAAUUCAUCGAAGCGUGAUGCUGGCAAAAUGACUCAGGAAAUGUUGUCUCUCGGUAGCAUACCCAAUGAGAUUCACGGAUUCAAGUGUGAAUUGUGCGGCAAUCGAUUUGAAGGGCAACUUAAGUUCUUUGAACAUCUCAAGACACAUUACGAGCCUGUGAAACAGGAAACUAAAAUAGCCCAAGCAACGAACACACAUAUGACUAUGUCGGCGCCUGAAACUGUUCAGGAAUUGGAAAAUACAGAAAUUGAAGAAUUUAGCGAACCUGAAGAUCUUAUGGAGGGAAUCCGUGGUGUUGUGGAAGAGACCGGAGCCCACAUAGAUGAGGAAUCAGAAAUUCCAUUGUCUGAUGUUAACAGUCAAACUCUAUGGUCGAUGACCGACGUCACUGUAACAGUGGGUCAAAAACAGGAAGAACUUUCGACCAUUAAUGAAGAAGACUUUCAAGAAAAAUAUGAGACUGAAAUUCCAGGGACUGCGAAGAAGAAAAAAUCACACAAAACAAGAAAAGUUCCAAACGAUGAGUUGGCGUGUCCACAAUGUGACAGAUCGUUCCAUCAUAAAAACAGUUUGGUCUAUCAUAUGCGAUCACACAGCGGUGAGCGACCUCAUCAAUGCGAGAUAUGCGGCAAAAGUUUUUUUGCAGCCAGUGCAUUAAAGGUUCACAAACGUUUGCAUAGUGGUGAUAAGCCUUACAAGUGUGAGGAUUGUGGUCGUCAUUUCCGUCAAUGGGGUGAUUUGAAAUAUCAUACGAUGAGCAUUCACUCGGACCAGCGUCAAUUUCAGUGUGAAUAUUGCGGUAAAGAUUUUGCCCGCAAGUAUUCGCUCAUUGUUCAUCGAAGAAUACACACUGGAGAGAAGAAUUAUCGUUGCGAGUAUUGCAAUAAGACUUUCCGUGCCAGCAGCUAUUUGCAAAAUCAUCGUCGUAUUCACACCGGUGAAAAACCGCACCCUUGCACCGUUUGUGGUAAACCAUUUCGCGUGCGCAGUGACAUGAAACGUCACAUGCACACACAUAUGCGCGGAAGAAGCGAAAGACCCACGGCCACGAGGAUAGCAACGACCAAAUCUGUGAGCGAGGACAGCGAUGACAAAGGCUGUAAUGCGAGGAGAAUACACGACCUUGUGGUAGGAAUUGUACCACCAGAGGCCAACCCUGAGAGCAUUUUACCCCACGAAGGUGGACAAAACUUGGAGUACACCGUAGGGAAUAAUGCCGAUGGAACCGCUGAUCGAGAUCCUCUCGAAGCCGUUGACCUAUUUCUUCAUGUAACUUCGAUUUAUGUACAGAAAACCUUCAAACAACGUUUGACGUAUCGGAUUACGUCGCCAAUUUGCCGGAUGAAAGUAAAACAAAAUUUAUACGACUAUAGUGGAAGUGCAAGAGGAAAAAAAGUGAGAGCGAACCGUAUAUAGAAGAAUGAUGAAGCAAAAUAUUUUACGACUGAAAAAUAAACUCUGCCCAUGUAUGAGAGUGUGCAUAACGCGAGAAUAGUGAUAGAAUAAUAAAUGAUAGGUUUCUCGUUCGACUCAAUAUGAAUGCGAUUGAUGCGACAUGAACCUAGACAAUGUGAUUCGGAAGAAAAAUAAUUGAGCAAAUCAAUUUUUUUCUUUCUUUCUCAUCACUCCAAAAGCGAAUGAAGAGAAGUGAUAGUGCAAAUUAUGAGCAGAAAGCCCAGAGAGGCAGUGAAAAUUUAAUGAUUUUCAAUAGUACAUUACGAUACGUGUGACUUAAGCUGCCUAUUAUUGCACGGCGUGAAGUUGGCGCCCGAGCGUAUAGCGAGGGUGCUAAACGCCGUGCUAUAAUAGAGCAGUUUAAUUCACGAGUAUCGUAUACUAUUUUAUAGCCCGUAUGACAUAAAACCACAUUUUAGCCACGCUUUUGCGUGGCUAAAAUGCGGGUUUAGGUCAUACGGUGCUAUAAAAUUUUUUAAAUGUCGUUCUCUCGAGAUAUUCAUUGGAAAGAUAAAAAGAAAAAUUAAUUUUUUUGAAUCGCAUCUGACACGAUUAAACCUACUGAGUUAAACAAGGUUUGAGGAGUGUACGAAUAAGUCUCGAAAAUUCUAACGACACAACUAUAAAUAUAUAAAUAAACUAUAAAUAUAUAUAUACAUGUAGACAUACAAAUGUACGAAGAUUAUGCCGAAGCCUUAUAAAUUCUCCUUGCAUCGUACUUUGAAAUCGAUUCAUUGAAGAGUCUAGAAGUUUUCGGUAUGACUCAUAUGUAUAUCAAAUUUUCAAGUACAGCAUAAAUAUGUAAGUACAUGCACCAUGUGCUUGUGAAGUUACGAUUAUCACAAAAACUCUGAAAUGUACGUUUCAUUAUAUUAGGCAAUUUUGGGCGAUUUGUAUGUCGCGCAAUCGAUGUUGAAAAAUAUAUUUUUUACACGAACGAGUUUACAGAAA
Molecule: messenger RNA, 3436 nt
Organism: Venturia canescens
Lineage: Eukaryota; Metazoa; Arthropoda; Insecta; Hymenoptera; Ichneumonidae
Product: zinc finger protein 19-like
Exons: 8
Coding region: 410-2446 (678 amino acids)
Biological process (GO): regulation of DNA-templated transcription
Molecular function (GO): DNA-binding transcription factor activity, RNA polymerase II-specific; RNA polymerase II cis-regulatory region sequence-specific DNA binding
Source: RefSeq, a predicted model, not a curated record